Messenger RNA from Coregonus sp. 'balchen', 10038 nucleotides. The record is from the annotation of a GenBank genome assembly. NCBI's taxonomy places the organism in Eukaryota, Metazoa, Chordata, Actinopteri, Salmoniformes, Salmonidae.
AAGGGCAACGGGGUGAGAUAGAUGGGCUGUAUUUGCGGAGCCGCAGCUGCGCGUCUGUUAAUACCAACACGACCCUGACGUCCCCGCGCAAUUCUCCACACUGGGUUGGCUGCUUCAAGGCAUGAGGAUGCGAGCGGGGAUUUAGUUUCAGUGUCUUUUCUGGUCUGGAACAGUUUAUUACCUUUCUCCCGCACACAGAAACGGAUUUAGCCACACGAAACAAGGUUUGCAGAGAUUAUUCGUUUUUAUAGUGUUUGUUAAAUGCGCUAUUAAAUACAUAUGAUGAUUAACUUAUGUGAUUUUCAUUUACCGUUUAAUUAACCUUUAUAGUCAUACAAUAUGGCUAUUGGAGGGAAAAAAAAUGUAUGCACUCACUAACUGUAAAUCGCUCUGGAUAAGAGCGUCUGCUAAAUGACUAAAAUGUAAAUGUAUUGUUGAUGAAGCUCUUGGGUGGGUGGGGAGCUCAGCUUGGUUUUUGUUGGAGGAUCUCAAUGUUGAGGGACUAUGAACAGGCUGUUGAUGGGUGAUGCGUGCGCGCUCGAUGCAUCUAAACUCUGGGUACAUAGGAUAGCCUACAUAAAUUAAAUGUUUGUCUUUUUCUGGCAUUGCUUUGGUUCGAUAACCAUUUGUUUGGGAAGACAAUUCCGCGCACCAAAACAAUGUACUUUGGUCUUUGAGGAUUUGAGGCUCCUCAUUAAAUCAACUUCCACGACAUUCGCCAGAAUUCCCCCUCACACAUUAUAAUUUCAACUCAUUAAAGUGUGAAUUUAAACGGGGCCAAGUAGGACCUCAAUUCCAUCUUACAAAUUUGAUCGCUCACGAGAGGGAAAACAUUUUAAGAGAAGACUGGCUUUUGGGAUAGAGGUUUCGAGAAUGUGUAGCCUAGUCUAUCAGCUUCGCCACAAUAGACAAGCGCUGCAUUUGUUGGGAAUGUGGCGCUUGAGUUGUUUUCCUUAGUGAGGAUUUCAUAUUCUACUAAUCACGCAUGUGUUGCUUCCAGAAUGAUCUGAAUGAAAUAUUGCUUAAUUCAUCGAAAAGAUGGCUACAAAGCAUAUUUUUUCUCGACAUGUAUUUUGCCUAUGAUAAUGCAUUUACACGUUAUAACGCGGCACAGCUUUCUCAAUAGGCCAGCCUAUCUAUUGUUCGGAAUGCGUCUUGGCUACAACUUGGAAACCAUGUCUGUUGUUGUGGUUGAAUUAACGGGUUGAAUUCCCUUACAUAGGCUAUAGCCCAAACAUUUCGAGAGGAAAAUAUCAGUAAAAACAUUUCGGUAGACGUUUAUUUUAGGCUAGCCUACACAAAAUGGGGCUUGUGGCUUUGUGAAUGACAUUAGCAAUGCAAAUGAGCGUUUGAAAAGCACGGGCACCUGCUUUCUCGACCAAAUGCAUUGGCUUUUUCACCAGUGUGUCGUGAACAACAUUAGCUUGAGCAACAAUAGUGGAAUUAGCGGUUCGCCUUCAAAAUAAAUGUCCCCCAUUGAAACGUAUGGAAACGGAUAAAAAUGGUGGAAUCAUGCCACAAUUGGACUACAUACAUAGCCGCGGGAAGUAGUGGUGCUGAGGGUGCUACAGCAAACCCCUAUAAUUCUAAAUAAUAAUAAAAAUCCACAAAAUUAGUUAACUAGGCCUUUAUAAAUAUUUUACACAAAUAUUAGCGUCCUAGCUCUUAUUGCGGGACUUUGACUAUGGAAAAUCAACUCCCAAGUUAGUUUAUUAUGCGCAAUACGAGCGAAUAUGCUAAUAUGUGUGUAAACUCUACAGAGUUAUGUUCUGUGGGUGUCACUGAGUACGCUGAUACCCCAUUUCAUGGUGCACAAUCCAUAGCUUAGGCUGUAGAGUGCAAUAUGAAUGUCCAAUAUGCACAAUAGACUGACUGAGAAGGUGAUUCUCCACAGUCAUAAGUCCUGCAAUACAAGCUAAGACACUAAUAUUUGAGUAAACUCUGAGAAUUGUGUCCUGUGGGUGUCACUGAGUAUGCUGAUACAUUUUACGGGUGCACAGUUCAUAGCUUUGGCCAGGUUUCCCAAACUUGGUCCUCGGGAACCCAAGGGGUGCACGUUUCAGUUUUUGCCCUAGCACUACACAGCUGAUUCAAAUAAUCAACUAAUCAUCAAGCUUUGACCAUUUGAAUCAGCUGUGUAGCGUUAGGGCAAAAACCUAAAUGUGCACCCCUUGGGUUACCGAGUUUGGGAAACGCUGGGUUAGGCUGUGGAGUGCAAUAUUAAUUUCAAUACGCAUGAUAAAGUAACUGGGGAGGUGAUUUUCCACAGUCAAAGUCCUGCAAUAAUAAUAUGCCAUUUAGCAGACGCUUUUAUCCAAAGCGACUUACAGUCAUGCGUGCAUACAUUUUUUGUGUAUGAGUGGUCCCGGGGAUCGAACCCACUACCUUGGCGUUACAAGCGCCGUGUUCUACCAGCUGAGCUACAGAGGACCACAGCUAAGAUGCUCAUAUUUGUAUAAACUCUACAGAAUUGUGUUCUGGGGUGUCACUGGGUAGGCCGAUACCCAAUUUCAUGGGUACACAAUCCAUAGGUUGUGCAGUGCAUAUAUAUAAGUAUCAGUGGUGGAAAAAGUACUCACACGACGGCAUACACACUACGCUGUCUGCCAUCUGCCCGGUACAGUUGAAACCGGGAUUCAUCCGUGAAGAGGACACUUCUCCAGUGUGCCAGUGGUCAUCGAAGGUGAGCAUUUUCCCACUGAAGUCGGUUACAACGCCGAACUGCAGUCAGGUCAAGAACCUGGUGAGGACGACGAGCAUGCAGAUGAGAUUUCCUGAGACGGUUUCUGACAGUUUGUGCAGAAUUUCUUCGGUUGUGCAAACCCUCAGUUUCAUCAGCUGUCCGGGUGUCUGGUCUCAGACGAUCCCGCAGGUGAAGAAGCCGGAUGUGGAGGUCCUGGGCUGGCAUGGUUACACUUGGUCUGCGGUUGGACAUACUGCCAAAUUCUCUAAAAUGACAUUGGAGGCGGCAUAUGGUAGAGAAUUUAACAUUCAAUUAUCUGGUAACAGCUCUGGUGGACAUUACUGCGGUCAGCAUGCCAAUUGCACGCUCCCUCAAAACUUGUGGCAUUGUGUUGUGUGACAAAACUGCACAUUUUAGAGUGGCCUUUUAUUGUCCCCAGCACAAGCUGCACUUGUGUAAUGAUCAUGCUGUUUAAUCAGCUUCUUGAUAUGCCACACCUGUCAGGUGGAUGGAUUAUAUUGGCAAAGGAGAAAUGCUCACUAACAGGGAUGUAAACAAAUUUGUGUCCAAAAUGUAAGAGAAAUACGUUUUUGUGCGUAUGGAAUAUGUAUUCUAUCUUCUAUUUCAGCUCAUGAAACAUGGGACCAACACUUUACAUUUGCGUUUAUUUUUGUUCAGUAUAUUAAACAAACCAUCCGGCACAAAUGGCUUGUUUUUAUUUUAUUGACGGACAUACAAGGGCACACUCCAACACCCAGACAUAAUUUACAAACACAGUAUUUGUGUUUAGUGAGUGCGCCAGAUCGGAGGCAGUAGGGAUGACAACACGUUAUAUUGAUAGACAUUUACAUUUACGUCAUUUAGCAGACACUCUUAUCCAGAGCGACUUACAGUUAGUGAGUGCAUACAUUUUAUUUUUAUUUUUCAUACCCCCCGUGGGAAUCGAACCCACAACCCUGGCGUUACAAACACCAUGCUCUACCAACUGAGCUACAUUCCUGCCGGCCAUUCCCUCCCCUCCCCUGGACGACGCUGGGCCAAUUGUGCGCCGCCAUGGGUCUCCCGGUCGCGGCCAGGCUACGACAAAGCCUGGAUGGUGUGUGAAUUGGCCCAUAUUGUUGUCCUGCCUGAGCAUUCCAAAUGUAACGAGUACUUUUGGGUGUCAGGGAAAAUAUUUGGGAGUACAAAGUACAUGUUUUCUUUAGGAAUUUAGUGGAGUAAAAGUAAACAUUGUCAAAAAUAUAAAUAGUAAGGUAAAGUACAAAUACCCCAAAACCUACUUAAAGUUUUACUAUGCAGGAAUCGCUCCGCCAUUUCCUGGUUGCUAAAACUCUAAUAGUUCGCCUAAUUUGAGUUUAUGUGACAAAAUAUUGCCACUAAGUAGUACUUCACAAAAUGUUUUACUUAAGUACUUUACACCACUGAUAAGUAGGCAAUGUAGUGCAAUUUCAACAUUUUUUUUUGGGGGGGGGGGAAACUAAUAAUUGUCUUUUGUUGACUUUAUAUAACAACAUUCCCCCACAAAAUAACAUUAUCUAGUCCAAUUGUGGCAAGAUUCCACAAUUGUUUAUUCAUUUGCAUCAGUUUCAAUGGGGGACUUUUAUUUUGAAUGCGAACUGCCGAUGCCUCUAUUGUUGCUCAUGCUAAAGUUGUUCACGACACACUGGUGGCUCCCCACCAUGUUCUAUUUCUCCGCUCUCUCCCUCAUUAGAAUGAUGUUAUAUUUCUGCAGCGCAUGAUUGGAGCUCACAGCUAAACUCAAUCGCAGGGGCUUCUUAAACCCCCUCGCGCUCACUGCUGGUUUAACAUAACAAAGGGUGAAGAGAGUGCUCAGAGGAAAACGGGACAAAAAGGCUAAAGCGCGCGAUUGUCCUUGUGACAGGACAUGCAAGCGAGGUCUCCACUCCCUCCACAGACGCUCCUUUGCACGCAGUAGUAGCCUAACUGGGAAAUCAGAUUAAAACAUCGUGCUCCUUUCUCAAAAUACAAGAACAUUAUUUUACAAUGCAUGUUGCUGUACUCAUUUUAUGUCACAGGGUCCGUUAAAAUAAUCGAAUAUAGUUUACCUCUGGUGUUUUAGAUUGGAGAGAAAAUAGAUUAUUUCAAAUUCUCAACUGGAUGAUUUAGAGAUAACGUAUGAAUCUAUAAAGAUAGCUUAACCAUGGAUGACAUAGCUACGUUACAAAAUAACCCACUGACGACUAGAAAACAAGGUCAGUGCUCCACAGCGCAUAAUGGGAGAUAAAGGGGUUGUUUGUGGGUGCAGUGAAGUCUAUAAUAAGGUGUGUGUGUGUGUGUGUGGGGGGGGGGGGGGGGGGGGGGGGUUAAAGUCUAUAGAAAAUCAUGGCCAGAGAAAAUAGAGCAUUUGUUCGUUUCUGUUUUGCCUAUAACCUUUAAUGUUAUGAUGCAAUUAUAAACAAUUUCCCAGAUAAAAAUGAUCCAGGUGUCUUUUACUUGGGAAGCAGACAUUUUAUGUCUUAAAGCCUAGAAAUGUUAAAAUUAGGUACGCCGUAUGUAGAAGAUAAAGAAAUAUUUAUAAGCUCUUUUUCUUGGUCAUUUUCCAUUAUGGAGAUUUGCUGAAGAUUUUCUAUUUUUCACUCGCCUCUGCUGUCAUUGCAUGUUAUUGUUCGAGCUUACAAUCUAGGAUGUCAGCUUGUUUUUCCUGGAUACUAAAGCCCAGACAUAAACCCUUCAAAUGGUGCUGAAUACUAAACAAAACCAUGGAUCCACUUUUCUAAACAGCAACGCUCUCUAGCAUCUAGGUGACAGGAGUCAGACCCUUGUGACAACAUGAGAAUAUAUGGAGCAUGUUACACCCUGUGUUUAUUUCCCUCUGACUGCUCUGGCUAGUCAUGUCAUUUCCCCAUUCUUCAAAAUGCCCAUCACCUCUCACAUAGCAUUUGUCACGUUACAUUAUGUUGGUUUGUGCUUGGAUGCAUUGGCUUUAAAACUCCCCUUUGAGCAGGCAUUUGCUGUUGCAGAGAUGCAGUGUGUAUUGCGUCUGCUCUGUCUGGAGUACCCUAGACUAAGUAAUGGACUGUCUGUGUUGUUGAUUUAUACAUUGAAUUCCCUUUUCAUUUCAUUUUCCACCAGGUUCGUGGCCCUCAUUCUCACCACGGAAUAUGAUGCAGAGGCCCUCCUCUCCGAAGGGAAGUUGGAUGGGAAUAGUGCCAUACGUGUCAGCUCGUGAUCAAUGAACUCAGUCCAUUCAAGCACAAAAGGAACUAACCUGAACUACUGAAGAAAAACGGGAUAUAACGACACAGACACCUUUUUGCGGAUAUGGCGGCGACAGAUGCCUGUGCAGCGCCUGUACAGGAAGAUGGCACCACCACCACCGAGACCAAAACGGAGGUGGAGCCCACAAACUCAGAGACUGUCACAGAGGCGGUCACAGAGGCUGUCACGUCUCCACCCGAAGAGGCACAACCUGCCGGAGAGACCACAGAGAGCACAGAGCAGCCGGCCGAUGGCAAAGCUAAACAGGCCUCUGAGAAUAUUUUCUCUUCCUUCCUGAAUAAGAGUGGGCUGGGAAAAGUCAUGGGAGGGAAGAAGAAGAAGGAGCAGAGCACUGAGGCUGUGGAGGCUAAUGGAGAGGGCAACACAGAGCCAAAAAAGGCCUCUGACCAAGCAGAGGAGCCGGCAGCCAAUGGCACAGAGGCAGCGGCUGAGGACCAGGCCAUUGAAAAAGCUCAGGAGAAUCAGGUGAAGGUCCGAUCCAAAUCCUUGGACAGGUUGGAGGACCCCGAGGCCCUCAAUACCACAGUGGACCAACUGGACGAUGCCCCGGCAGCAGAAGAGUCAGAGAAGCCUGCCUCCAGUGCAGCGACCAAACACAUGAAACGCUGGCAUUCCUUUAAGAAGCUUAUGGCCCAGAAGAGUCACAAGAAGAGCACAGAAGAGUCUAAGGAGGCUGAGGUCAGCGAGGGUGCAUCUGGGGGCACACCUGGUGACACAAGUACACUGGACUCCAAGGGUUCAGAAUCCAGUGGCCAGAAACGGUGGAAACUGAAAAGGUCAUGGACAUUCCAGGGGCUGAAGAGAGACCCGUCAGUCGUAGGCAUCAGCAAAGCCGCUAAGGGCGAGAAGGCGGAAGGGGAGGAAAAUGCCACAGAGAACGAUGAAGCGGCUGCGCCUGAAACAGACGAAGCCAAGGCACAAGUAGACGGCGAAACACAGGAGAAGACCAACACAGACAGAGAGGAGGAAAAAGGAGCCACCGCCGCCCCACACAAAUCAAUGAACCAACACGCAGAUGAGAUCUGGACCUCCUUCAAAAAACGUGUGAUCCCCAAGUCCAAGCGGUCAGCAGACACGGUGGCUGCCAGCGGGGAGGAGGAAGGUGUUGCCGCAUCUGAACUGGCCGAGCAGACAGAAGAGGCAGGCAAAGAGCAGGUCAAGUCGGCCAAGGCCAAGCGAACGCACUUCAACCGCGCGGUUUCGCUGAAAAACUUCAUCAUGCGAAAGGGGAAGAGCACCAGCGAGGACCAGGGAGACGGAGCUCCGAAGGAGGGUGAGGAGGCAGCAGACGGGGAGGCGAAGGACACAGAGGGCGUGGCUGCCCCAGCUGACACGUCUGACAGCCAGCAGGGAGAAGCAGACGCUGCCCAGGGCGAGAGCAACGACAAAGGAGAGGCUCAGGUGGCCAAUGAGCACACAGCCGCAGACGGAGAGGCAAAGGAGCCCGCAACGAGCACACCGUCUGGUCCUGAGACAGAGAAGGCCAACUCAGCUAAGCCCGCAGCACCAGCAGAGCCCGCAGCAGAGGUGAAAAUCAACGGUGAGAAUGGGUGCUCGAACGGCACACCUGAAGAAGACGCCAUACACAAUCAUGAAACGACCCCGAAGAAAGAUGGACGAACAGACGAGGCCAAACAAGAAAACACCAACUCCAAGAAGGACGCCAAGCUCCUGAACCUCGGCACAGGAAAUGCAGUUGCCCAAAGUGGUGAGUUUGCAGCAGAAAUAGGCUGUGAUAAUGAUCUCCAACAAAAUGGAGCUAACGUGAUGACCCAGGCUAAAUUAGAACUAGGGACUAGCUUUGAGUUAGAGGCUGGGGGGGAGGGGCCUCCUCAAAAUGGAGGGUCCCAUUCUGAGUCAGGGGAGGCCAACACUGAGCCACAUGACCAAGAGGAAGCACGGAAGAGGAUGUUCUAUGAGGCUGCUGCAUCCAUCCUACAGACAGUUAUGUCAGCAGCCACUGAACAGUUAGAAAAUGAGAAUAACUUUCUGGACAAUGAUCUAAAGUGUUCUCAUUCUGCCAAUAAUGGGAAUUACCCAGAUAUUGACAUCAGCUUUGGUCAUUGAGCUUUUACAGUUAUGGUGCUGGGUGAAGCUUUAAGUGGAAGCGUAUUGUAGUUAUGUGAUACUGAAAUCAGUUCACCUACUUUGAUGCAACACUUUGAAAUCCCUUUAAGGACACUCAGCACUGCAGUAGGUAACAUGAAACAUGUAAAGAACCACUGAACCUAAGGAUUACUCAUAGGUAUCCAUGUCACAGCACACAAUAGGAAGGUCACUGUGUAUAACAGGGUCACUUCAUUAUUGUAGGGAAAGCGGGUCAAAGGACAUCAAUAAUGUUUAGUCAAUCAAAGGAUUAGGAGUCAAAUCAAAGUGUCACUUGGGCUGUCUAGGAACAAGAUCAAGCACCUUUCUCCCUGGGGUACCAGUUUAUCGAUGAAAGUAGUUUUUCCCGCACAUGUUUGAUUCACAGUUUUCAGUCAGGGACCAUGUCUACAAUAUUGUGAUUUACCCUAUGGAGUAAGUAGAAUAUGCUGUGAAUCUGUGUCCAAUAGUCUGAGUAAUACUAACACUUCACAAAGAUCUAAGACUAUCUGUCAGCACCAUGUCUGCUACUAAUUAAAACGUUUUCUAUGAAUGUUCUGAUUUAAAUAUAUAUUUUUAAUAUAUUCUAUCUUUUCUGUUAUCAUUCACCAGAAAAAAAGGCGGGAAACGUGUGACGACACACAAAGAGGAUUAGAUCUGCAUGGGAUUCGUUCAGCGAGGAGCUUUGAUCCCCCCCCAAACGGAGUAAUCACGUUUACGCCACGGUUCAUCAUGGUGAGAGCGAUGCAAUCCAUAUAGAUGAAAAAAUACUCAAAAGCAAUAAUUCAGUCAUCAAUCAGUGCAGUUCUUGCUUACCAUUCCAUGAUCAAUGUAAAUGUUUUGCUUGUCCUCUACUAGUGAGAUUUUAUAUUGUCAAAAGAAAGGAAGACAUUCCAUCCUUGUCAAAUGCUAAUCUCUAUGAUCUCUCAUUCCAGGAUCAAAAAGACUUAGUUUUAUAUCAUUUGCCAUUUUGUUUGUAGUUUUGUCAAUAGAUAUUUCAAAGUGCACCCAAGAACACAUUUGAAAUGAUAUCCCUAAAGACUGCCCCCCAAUGUGGAUUCAUUAAGUAAUGUGUUCUAAUCUCUUUCUGUGUUAAUGUUUUUAGACUGUUGUAUACAUGAAUAAACCACCAUAAAAUAUUAAGUCAAAAUGUUUUUUUUCUAUACACAUCUUCUCACUGUAACGCAGAUUGAUCUGCCGUAUUGAUAUGUUUUGUUGAUCAAUGAUGUCACAUGUUCGCUAGCAAAUUGUCAAAAAUUAAAACAAUAAAGAUUAAAAUCUAACAACUAAAGAACCAUAAUUGUGGAGGCUAUUUAUGCAUAAAAUGUUGAUGUACAGUACUUAAGAAGGCAUUAUGGAAAUGCUAUUUGUCAUUCAUCUCUAUUUUGAUAAUCCUACAUCAUUUUACAUAAUGGCAGAUUUGUACAGUAUGUAUUAGCUGAAGUACUUCAAUUUCACAAUUAAUUGCAUCAAGUGAUGUGCUCAUUCAGAGUAAAUUACUUGUUUCAGAAAGGCAUGUCUGCUAUAGUCAGUGUCACUGCCCUGGCAGUUGAGGGACAUGUCUGUGACCAUUCUGUAAAUACGCUUGAUACAGCACUAUUCAUGAAAUCACCACAAUACUGUUAUCUGUUAAAACUAAAUCUCUGGGAUUAAGUUAUUAUAGAGAUGACAGACAGUAAGAGCAUAUUAUAACUGAUAUUAACCCAACAUAAUAGAUACAUGUUAUUUGAAGUUAUAGGCUAGCUAAAAAUACACAAAAUGUGCAUAAAAUGAUAACCUGCAGUGACAGACAAAUACAGGUUGCCAUCAUUGAAAUGGGAUGUUACCCACAAGCCACAGCCAUCCCAGGAAUGUAGACCUCAUUCAUCUAAAGGUGUUCAUGACAUGGAUCAUUACAUAGUCAUUACAUUCCUGUUGUUCUGCCAAAUGACAAAUCAAUCAAUCAGGACAAAUAAAGGUGAUAUUGUUUUUGUAUGUGUGUUAGCAGUUCAUUUAUUAACAAACAAGCUCACAAUAUGACUUAAAGGUCU